AUGGCUCAAGCAUCGCCCAUCUUUACCCCAGACAGCGAAUUCGCUGAUCUGGAAACCUCUCGGGACCCCACGAAUGGGAGUCUUUCCAUAACGGCGCUGGCUCGAUUCGAGUUCGAGGCUGGUAGAGGUAAUGAUGGCACUAAAAUUUUGAUGGUCGAGUGGGAAGAUGACGAUCACACCCGGUCCGCGGCGGAGGGGUCGUGGCAUGUUUCAUGGGCUGGAAAAACAGCUGUGAUGCCCGCCGACGAUAGACCGAGUGACAGCCUACGUCGUUGCUACUUUUUGCUUCCGCCUAAUAGUACCAUCCCGCCUGUUGUCACGCUGUCAUACGAACCCCUGUCCGCAGGUCCAAAAUCGAGUGAUGUCACUGCGAUUCCCUCAAACAAAACAGCAAAGUCAAAAGACACUUUCCAGCUCAAUCCUCUCCCCGCCAUAUUUCCCCCUGGAUUGGGAGCCACAGGUCGCGCAGCCGGCAAGAAGGGUGUGUUGCAUAGUAUCUGGGCGAAGAAGCGGCUGCGCAUUCUUGAAAAGGAGAUUGCAGAGGAGUCGCGCAACAAUGUGGAAGGAAUUGCGCUGUCCAUGGCAAUCGACGAGAAGGACUGGAUUGAGUUGAACUUUGGAGUGACUCUGCGCUCGGCCGAUGCAUCGAAUAGCUACGCCCCCACCUCGUCUUCCAUAGAUCCAGUCGGGCUAGCCACUCCCGUGUCACCCGUCAGUGGAAGAAAGUUGAGUGACAAGCUCAAGGGACUCAAGCUGCAAACAAGCGAGAAAGAUUUGGCGACAAAUAAUGAUGGUGGCUCAGGUCCCAAUAUCGAUGACCUUCUCUCCCCGCAAUCUCCUGAUGUUGCUGUCUCCUCCUUCAGCUCAUUCCAUAACGUCGCCCAUAAGCAUAUUCAUUCCAUGCCCACUCCAGACUCAUACACCAAACCCCCCGGCCCGGAAUCUCUCAGACCAGUUGCCCUUUUCCCGCCUUCGUCUCUACAGGAAGCCCAGCAGGGAAAUGAGCAUGAGCCUACCGGGUUUGCAGCAAUGGGCUCAUUCUCGCGCAUCCCGAGCAAUGAUUCCGGCGAUGACUUGUUUGCCAAGGCACUGAGCCCGCGCUCACCAGAUCUGCCUCGCAGCCCUUUCUCGUUUGCCUAA
Penicillium soppii is the source of this 1140-nucleotide messenger RNA. RefSeq lists its product as uncharacterized. NCBI's taxonomy places the organism in Eukaryota, Fungi, Ascomycota, Eurotiomycetes, Eurotiales, Aspergillaceae. The record is from RefSeq and is a predicted model, not a curated record. The transcript has 2 exons. The coding region runs from base 1 to 1140 and encodes 379 amino acids.